Messenger RNA from Oreochromis niloticus (Nile tilapia), 1555 nucleotides. RefSeq lists its product as uncharacterized. The transcript is spliced from 4 exons. The record is from RefSeq and is a predicted model, not a curated record. The coding region runs from base 474 to 1322 and encodes 282 amino acids. NCBI's taxonomy places the organism in Eukaryota, Metazoa, Chordata, Actinopteri, Cichliformes, Cichlidae.
AGUGAAAACACAUGGCUCAGGGUUAAAGACGCACAAGCAUCCACCAGAUUAAGCUGUAAUCCUGCUUUCAGUACAGGUUAUGGGUGGAGGAAUCUGAAAAGGUCGUUGAUUUAAAUAACGGGUGUGGAGCUAAAGGCUGCUGGUUUGACUUUAAAGGAGAUGUGCAGUGAAUUGUACUGUUAGCAUGUGAAUAGAUUGCUUGUUGGUUUGACACCUUUACUCGACUAUGUAUUCUGUGUAAUUGAGCCACCAGUGUGCAUGUAGUGUGUCUCAAAUCAACUUUAGAAACUAAACUAACUGUAAGGGGAAACGACUAUAGGGGAAGAUUUUGUGAAAUUAACCUUCACCUGCUGGAAGCCUGUUUUUCUACGUUGAAACAACUUUCAAAAGCUGACCACUUCAGGUGCAAACCGGUACUUGGUAAAGUUUAUGACGACACUGAAGGGGACUUGACUUGACUCGACUCUCCAAAGAUGCAGAACAAAGAUGAGAAGUCUGGAGAUGACAAAUCUCUGAGUGAUCUAUCUAACCCUCUGAGUGCGUUCUGUAGCAAUAAUACCACUUAUCUGGCUAAGAUUGCCAUCAUUCUCCAGUAUUCUCCACAUAAGAUGCUGACUUUUACUCAGAUAAAAAACAAGAUUUCAGUGAUUGAUAAGGAUGAAAGGAAUGCUUACAACAACAUCAGUUGGUAUUUAACAGGUUACAAAUGUUUUGUCAAGAUUCUAGUUCCAGGCACAAUGAAUCGUGAGCUUGUGUACUGGACGCUGGACUGCAGGCAGAUAACAACAGAGAUGGUGCAUGAACACUUCUUGGAAAUUCUCCACCUCUUCCCUGUUCUGGCCUCCAGACUGGAGACCAAGAACCUGAGCUGUCCGCCUCGGCCUCUCCACACUCUAGAGCCCGCACCACGCAGUACUGUUCAGAUCAAACCUAAGGUGAAGUUUAAUGGCCCUUUCUCUAUUGACUCAAUCCUGAAGAGAGACGGCACCUCUGCUCAAGCCGUAACUCCCACACUCCGUCUGCCAGUCCGGGUGGAGCACUUUAUUCAGCCUACGCAGCGACGAACUGGGACAAAAAGGUGCUUCGGCUGGGACACGGAUCAGCCUCUCAUCCUACAAGCUUCAGCUGGAAGUUCUCCUGUCUGCACGGGAGGGGGCAGCACACACCACUGGGCCACUGCUUAUGGAACUACUACACCCGUCAAGCGGAUACCUGUGUAUCCUGUUCCCUCACUCCAGGUUCACCCUGUGUUCACCAGCCCGCAGAGCAGUGGCCUCACUUACACCCUUCCAGCACUUACCCCCGGUGUUCCCCGUUUUUGAUAGUUAAAAAAAAUCUUCCUAUUAAAAUACACUUCCAUGUUUCAUGUUUUGAAGGGGACAUGCUAUUUUUAUUAGAAACCAGAAAUAUAGUUUUACAUCGAAGUGGGCAUGUAGGUUAAUGUCGAGUGUUUUAUAAUAUGUCUUUAUUUUUGGCUGUAGACUUUUUGGUUGUAGAUAAUUGAUGGUUUAGGGAAAAUACUGAUGUUUCCUGGAGUCCUUAGCAAAAAAAAAAA